Molecule: messenger RNA, 595 nt
Organism: Ostreococcus lucimarinus CCE9901
Lineage: Eukaryota; Viridiplantae; Chlorophyta; Mamiellophyceae; Mamiellales; Bathycoccaceae
Product: MC family transporter
Exons: 2
Molecular function (GO): calcium ion binding
Source: RefSeq, a predicted model, not a curated record
AUGGAAUCGACGAAGAUGGACGCCGAGGCGCUGCGAGAGAAGCUCGUCGCGGUGCGAGAGAAGACGCAGGAAGCGAUGAAGAAGAUCGAGGUGCCCAAGGUGGAAGAUUUGAGAAUGCUCAUAGAAGACAUACGACAAGAGCAAACGGAAGCGAAAUAUCAUCCAGAUCGGCGAAGACUGGAGAGCGUGGCGGAUUUUUUUGCGUACACGGAGGAAGAAGGAAGAAAGUUUUUCGACGAAGUGGAUCGAUCGAAAAAGGGCAAGCUGACGUUGGAUGAUUUAAAGUUUGCGAUGAAGAAGAGGAAUUUGCCGCAGUCGUACGCAAAGUCAUUCAUGGAAAAGGCAAAGGGGCCCAAGAUUUUCGCGCGAACGAUCACGUGGGGCGAUUUUCAAAGCGUGAUGAACGAGCGAGAGUCGACUAUGUUGCGUACGUUUAACUCGAUGUCCGCCUCGCGGAACGGGCUGUUAAAGACGUCCGACGUAAAGCAAGUGCUCGAAGGUUUAGGUUUGGCCGCCACGGACGAAAACGCACGAGCAAUGGUGCGGCAUUUGCGAGGAAGUUCGGAGUAUUCACGACAGGGCUACGUGACGUACG